Molecule: messenger RNA, 3009 nt
Organism: Biomphalaria glabrata
Lineage: Eukaryota; Metazoa; Mollusca; Gastropoda; Planorbidae
Product: poly [ADP-ribose] polymerase tankyrase-1-like
Exons: 1
Coding region: 1-3009 (1002 amino acids)
Molecular function (GO): protein binding
Source: RefSeq, a predicted model, not a curated record
AUGUCGGAUGAAAGACUAGUCCUAGGUGUCAAUGACAGUUUACUGUUUAGUGCGAUCACCUCCAAAUCUAAUGAGGACAUACACCAGAUUUUUAUGUUAACCGAAUACAAGCUGACGUCAUUUUCUAACCACGCCCUUAACUGGAGCGUCUUACAAGCUUGUCGUCUGGGUCAUGAACUUUUGAUUCAGUACCUGCUCCAAGAUGGCGCCAGGCUAGAAGUCCGGGACGACAACGGAAACACGCCCCUUUUAAUUUGCUCAACCAAAAAUAUUCCAGGCGCGAUCAACUUUUUGUUGAAACAGGGAGCAGACGUCAAUGCUGCUAACAACAAUGGCGACACUGCAAUCAUCCUAGCCGAGUCAAAAGAAGUGAUUAAAAUUUUACUUUCUCACCAUGGCAUUAAUUUAGAUCGUCAGGACAAGAAUGGAGACACAGCUUUAAUGGCCGCUAUUCAGUCUUUCAAUCUAGUCAAAUCCAGUUUGCUGAUCACUUCCGGGGCUUGCCCCAAAACGGUGGUUAACACUUCCGGUGAAAACGCUCUUCAAGUUGCCAACCGUUUAGGAAUAGGCCCCAUUUUGGAAUUGUUGUAUCAUUCCUUUGUGUUGGAAAGGCACCCUCUCAUCAACCAAUCAAUAACUGGAGAUUAUGAGUCUUGCAAUGCCCUCUUGCGUUACAAUCUUUAUGAGGAUACAGAAAUUAUAAAUAUUAGACCUAACAUUCUGUGCGUUGUUUUAAAUUGUAUCAAGGGCCAACAAAAUAACCGUGUCACGCCUGACUUGCUUGAGUUUGUCAGACGACUUUGUCGUUCAGGUGUAAGUGUGAACCAAUGUUCAGACUGUGGCAAGUCCCCCCUGGACAUAGCAGUUGACAUAAAAAAUCAUGACCUGGCUGAGAUUCUGUGUAAGAACGGAGCAGACAUGUCUCACAACACAGUCGUCAAUCUAGUGGUGAAAGACGCUGCUCAUUUGAUACCACUAUUCGCAGUCCAUGGAGCCUAUAUUAACCAAAUACUUCCCAACGGUUACAUUCAGUACCCAGGCUCAGCGCUGGAUGUUGCAUUAAAGCAAGCCAAAAUUGGAAGCGCAAUGGUUUUGUUAUACCACGGAGCUGAGCUAGAUGAGAGCCUCGCUUUGGAACAAGCAGUUGAGACUUGCAACUGCAGAACUUUAGAGUUUCUAUUGGAAGGGUGUAAAGAGAAGGUAGAAGCAUACAUACAAAAUGAACCGGAUCUGUUUUUUAAAGCUAUAAGGACUGGAGACAUUAGGGUCUUAAGUUUGUUGCUGGAGGCUGGAGCAGACGUCAACAUGGUACAUAAAAAUAAAACACCGUUAAUGAACGCGGUGCAUCUAGACGUGAUGCGGUAUUUGUUGAAAAAUGGCGCCGAUGUAAAUAUGAAAUCAAACACAACAUCUAUUAUCAAUGUGUGUUCUGGAAAGUAUAUUUUUGAUAUCAACUACUGUGCGUUUCAGGAGCAGCCAACAGAGGAUCAAGUAGUAGAUAAAUUAAAACAGAUUAUUCGCCUGUUUUUAAAACAUGGCGCUCAUUUGGAUGCUUCAGACGAUAAGGGGAACACAGCUUUAAUAGCCUCGGUAAAUAAAUCAUGUCCUAAGGAUGUUAUGAUAUUUUUACUUAAAGAAGGAUCAAAUAUCAAUCAGCGUAAUUCCAAAGGUGAAUCUGCUCUGUAUACUGCAGUUAUAUUUAAUGAUCAAGAAAAACUAACGAUUCUUCUUAGCCAUGGAGCUAAUAUUAACUUACAAAACAAGGAAGGUCUCUCGCCAUUGCACGAAUCUAUUCACAACAUUGAGACCCUCAAGAUUUUAAUAAAGCAUAAGGCAAAUGUUAACUUAGAAGACUCAAAGGGGAACACCGCUCUGUUACACGCAGUAAAAAAUGUCAAGACCUGUCUACAAGUCUGUGUAGACUCGCUAAUAGAGGCCGGCUCUGAUGUCAACCACACCAACCACGAUGGCAUGACUGCGCUGAUGCUGGCGGCGGACAACCUCAAUUUCGAGAUGUCCUCGUUGCUGAAAGCUAACGCUGAUGUCAAUAUCAUCAACACCAAGCAACAACACCCAAAGACAGCCUUGUCUAUAUUACUAAACAAAUGGUAUCCUGAUUGGGGGAGUCAACAUUUGGCGUCAGAAUUAUUAAAACAUGGAGCCAAUGCAAAGCUUGUUUUGCCUGAGGUUCUACAUCGUAUUAUUGCAAUGGGUAAUGUCCAGUUGGUCCAACAACUUAUUGCUUCAGGGCUUGGACCAACGGACAUUAUUUUACGAAGAAAUCUAAUGGAAUGGCCAGUAAAAACUAUUUCCCCUUUGAGUGUUUGUUUAAUGACAGAUCAACUCCAGUUAGCCAAAUAUUUGAUUGAGAACUGGUACCUAACUCAGUCAGACCUUGCAAUCUUAUCUCGGAAUAAAACUAUUCUAGACCAUCUAGAUUUUAGAAUUAAUGAAUUUUUAAAGGAACACUCAUCACAACCCCCGAGACUGGAGUUUUUAAGCUUCGUCCGUGUUUCCGCUUCCGUCGGUUCUGGUCCAGACAGAGCAGACAAAGUGAAACACUUACGUCUGCCUCCUAUUUUACAAGAAUAUCUUCUGUUUAAAAAAGUGGCAGCAGAAGAAAGUCUGGACGAGGAUGGCAAUGAAGACGACAGCAGUCUCUUUUGUUAUGAGCUUACAAAAAAACAAGUUGGCGCCAGACAGUUCCGUUCUGAAUUUUUGAGUAAAGAUAUACAGUUUCUUGAAUUUCACAACAGCUAUGGAGGUGAAAGCUCGUCAGACGACAGCGAUGGGGAUUGGAACGUGAGCGUCGCCUUGGAGGAAGAGUCACGCUUGAUUAAUCGUGACAGUGCUUCCGGUGCUCUGCCUACAGACAACGAGAGCAGUGUUCCACCUGCAGGCAACGCUGUCCCUGCUCUGUCUACAGACACUUUCAGUUCUGAUGAAGAAGAUGACUAUUUAAAUGAAGAUGAAGAUGAAUCCAGCAAUGAGAUAAAGGAACUAACGUGA